AUGGGAGUGCAAAUACCCUCCAACAUGCCCCAUCCCGAGCACAGCCGUGAUGUUGCUGUCAAGGCUGAGUCGGGCUGGGCCGGUGAUGGCGAGCCCACUUUUGAAAACGAGGAGCAGGAAUUGGCGUCCGACGCCUACAUCAGGUCCUUUGCUCGGGAGGGGCGAGCACUGCUGGGUCUGGGACGGAGCAGGGAAGCGGUGACGGCCUUCGAGGCCGGCCUGAGGGCUGACCCCCUCGACCCAGGGCUGAGGGCCGGCCUGCAGAGCGCCCAGCAGCGCCUGGCAGAGGAGGCCCUGGCUGGCGGGGGCCAGGUUCUCAAAGCCCUGACCUACCCAGAGCCCAAGCAGCGCAUCGCCUACCACCCGGCCUCCGCGCCGCUGCACCGCAUCAAGACGGACGACAUGCUCCCUCUGCGCCUGCUCACCCCCUUCCAGGCCGAGAACGACCACGCCAUCAAGGACACCGUCAACUACGUGACAGUCCAGACAGACAUCCGCAUGCCGAGGAGGCACAUCAAGCUGCUGGAGGACUCGUACUGCCUGUCCCGCCUCCAGGCCGGCGUCCGGUCGGCGGUGGAGGCCAUCUCCGCCGGCGGCGAGCGCGACGUCCGCGUGAUUGACCUGGCGGCGGGCGCCGGGGUACUGGCGGCCACCGCCCUCGCCGCCGGCGCCCGCCACGUGACGGCCGUGGAGCGAUGGCUCUACCUGGCGCUCACCGCCAAGGAGAUCCUGGACGCCAAUGGGUUCCACGAGGACCGAGUGAGAGUGGUGUACAAGCGGCCGACGGACCUGCAGCUGGUCAAGGAUGUGCCCGUCUGCGCAAACCUGAUCCUGGCCCCCCUCCUGCUGGAUGAAGGCCUGCUGAGCAGCGGCCUCAUCCCCUCCGUCCAGCACGUGCUUUCCACUCUGGCCACCGCCGACGCUCUGGUCCUGCCCGCCUCGGCCACGGUGUGGGUGCAGGCCGUGGAGGUGGCGACGGGCCGCGUGGCGGGGCUGAACAUGCAGGCCGCCGACGCGCGGCGCUGGGCCCCGGCGUACCUCGCCGAAGGGCGGCGCGGGGAAGCAGGCGCCGCGGUGCGCGCGCUGAGCCGCCCGCGCGAGGCAUGGCACUUUGACCUGGCGGCGCCGCCGACGCACACCGCCGCGCAGACGCUGGACCUGGAGUUUGAGGGACCCGGGCGCUGGAACGCGGUGCGCUUCUGGUUUGACCUGCGCCUGCACGGCGACGCCACGCUUUCCACCGGCCCCGACGCAGCGGCCGCCGGGCUGCGCUGCCUGGGGCCCGGCCUGCAGUACCUCCAGGGCGCGAUCGAGGUGCUGCAGGGAGACACCCACCCGCUGCUGGCCACGCACAACACGGUGCGCAUGCGCUUCGACGUGGAGGACGCGGCGUACGCGGCGACCGCGCGGCGCGACGCCGCCUUCCCCCCGCGCCACCUGGCUAUGCUGGCAGACGGGGGUAAGUACGAGGCGUACGCCCGCGCGCUGCGCCGCGCGGCGGCGCGCCUGGCUGCAAGGGACGGCGAGGUGCAUGCGCUGGACGCGGGGACAGGGGCGGGCGCGCUCGCGAUCCUGGCGGCGAAGGUGGGGGCCACCUCCGUGGUGGCGGUGGACCUGCACGAGCCCCUGGCGGACCUGGCACGCCAGACAGUGGCUGCCAACUGCGUGUCGGACCGGGUGUCGGUGGUGCACCGCGACAUCGCCUGCCUGCAACGAGGGCGGGACGUGCGGGCGCUGGGGGUCAACCUGGUGGUCGCCGACCUCUUCGAUGCCGGCCUGUUGGGCGACGGCGUGCAGUACCUUCUAGACAUGGCGAGAAAGAGGGUGAUGCAGCCCGGCGCGAUCACGGUCCCCGCCGCCGCCACGGUGUACUGCAUUGGCAUCGAGGCCUGCAUUGCCUCUGCGGGCGGCUUCGAUGUCUCGCUCAUCAACAAGUACCGCUGGGACGAUGCGCCCCAGAACAUCAGGCUUUCCGACUUUCCUCACCGGGUGCUCACCCGGCCGGCCAAGGCCGCAGAGUUUUUUUUCGACGGCGAGAAGAGGGGCCGUGUCAGGGACACGAUGUUGAAGCUUGAGGUCGUCGCCCCUGGGAACAUGAAUGCCAUCGUCUACUGGUUUGAUCUUCACCUGGAUGAUGUGGAGACUCUCUCGAACGCGCCUCCUGGUGUACUUGAUAAGGCAGGUUCAGAGUCGGUCCAGCCCACAGAGCCGCGAUCAGGAGAGGACCAGCCUCCUUCGGACUUUGAGCCUGCGCCGACCUUCCAAGGACGUCGCCCAGGCUGGAUCUAUGGCACUGCCAAAAUGGGAACGGGCUACUAUCGCGAGCGGGAUUCUGUUGCCACAACAGAGGAGCGGGAUGAUGGAGGUGCAGCAAGCAGCUCCCAGGCUGCUGACCCCGCCGAGUCCCGGGCCUGCGCCGAGGCGGCGCCAAAGGACGCAGCCGCUGACCCUGAGGCCUCGGCCGCCGAGCCCCCUCACUACUGGGGCCAGGCCAUGCAGACCCUGGACUUUUGCGUGGCCGUGAGGCCCGGCAAGACCGUGAGCGUGGUGGUCAGGCGCGAGCCCAGCAGGCUCAACUUUGCGCUGAGGCAGGGCGUGGGGGAGGAGGUCGCGCGGCCGCCCUGGAAGGAGCAGUGGGGGGGCGGCGCAUCUGUGGAGAAUCCGCACGUCCAGCGUGUGCACUACUGCGAACUCCUGGUGCGCGACUUCCUGAUGCGCGUCAAGUCGCGCCGCUUCCCUCCCAUCGAGGAAGACAUGCGCAUGGUGCUGGCGCAUUGUGGGUCCCUGAUUCUGGACACCGCAGCCCUGCAGCAGGUUUACCACGAGCUCGUGGUGCUGGAGAAGAUCAACCAGACCCCAGAGUUCUCGCCGGGGGCCACUCUGGAGGCCAUCACCAGGCCUGCCCUGGAGUUGGGCUGA
This is a messenger RNA of Auxenochlorella protothecoides, 2919 nucleotides long. Its product is annotated as Protein arginine N-methyltransferase 7. Gene Ontology annotation, biological process: peptidyl-arginine methylation. Bases 1 to 2919 code for a protein of 972 amino acids. Lineage: Eukaryota; Viridiplantae; Chlorophyta; Trebouxiophyceae; Chlorellales; Chlorellaceae. The transcript is spliced from 12 exons. Gene Ontology annotation, molecular function: protein-arginine omega-N monomethyltransferase activity. The record is from RefSeq and is a predicted model, not a curated record.